This is a messenger RNA of Amblyraja radiata (thorny skate), 1387 nucleotides long. Its product is annotated as thiosulfate:glutathione sulfurtransferase. The coding region runs from base 101 to 445 and encodes 114 amino acids. NCBI's taxonomy places the organism in Eukaryota, Metazoa, Chordata, Chondrichthyes, Rajiformes, Rajidae. The transcript has 4 exons. The record is from RefSeq and is a predicted model, not a curated record.
GGCUGGGUUGCUAGGUACAUUCCGAUCCGCCCCGCCUCUUGCUCGGCUGAAUCAAGUGAUUCAGAGCCUUUGGACUUUCCUUGGUCAGUGUGUGGUGGCAAUGGGUUCGACAGCGAGCGAGAUUACUUGUGAACAGCUGGAGAGAAUGAUGGUGGAUGGCAGAGUGCCCAUCUUCGAUGUCCGUAACCCGGACGAGCUGGAAAACGGCAAGAUCGUUGGAUCUGUCAACAUUCCAGUCGACAAGGUGAAGGAUGCCUUCUCACUGGACGCGGAGAACUUCCAGGACCAGUUUGGGGCGGAGAAGCCGAAACUGGAAUCGAUGCUGGUGUUUUACUGCAGGGCGGGGCGCCGAGGGAACACGGCCAUGACGAUCGCCCGGGAUCUGGGCUACACCAGGGCCGUGAAUGUAAUUGGUGGUUUCCAGGAGUGGACUGGCGAAGACUAGGCUGUGAGGGCGGAACGUGAGGAUGUUUCCCUGACUGCAUCGUCCGUGGCAACGGCUCACUGGAACCAGGAAACUGACGAAGGAUUAAAACUUGCUCAGGGACAGGGUGUGAGUGUACUUCAUGUGUAGGAAUUUAGGGUUGAGGGUUGGUGUAGGGGUCUAGGCUUAGGGGGUGGAGAUUUAGUGGUUGCGAGUUGGUGGCUGUUCCAGGCUUGGGGUAAAGGUUUAAGGGUUGGGCGCUUUGCUAGGAUUUAGGGUGAAAGGGUGUUGGCGGUGCCAGUGUUUAGGGGUGAAGGGUUGGCAAUGCCAGGGUAUAGGGUUUAAAGAUUGGCAGUGCCAGGGUAUAGGGUUUAAAGAUUGGCAGUGCCAGGGUAUAGGGUUUGAAGAUUGGCAGUGCCAGGAUAUUGGGUUUAAAGAUUGGCAAUGCCGGGGUUUAGGGGUUCGAGGCUGGCUCAGGGGUUAGGGGUGAAGAGUUGAUCCCAGUUUCAUGUUUGGGAGAGAUCACCUUCCGUUUAAAGAUGAAACACACGAGUCUGCAGAUGCUGGAAUCUGGAGCAAGGCGGGACCUGCUGGAGGAGAUGCAGUUUCCCAACGGGAGCGUCAGUGUUUAUGUAUGGAGGGGUUGGUGAUGGGGUGUGGGUGAGAGCUCACAGGCGGGUGGGGGUGAGGCUCAGGCCAUAGUUGGGGCGUCUUUCAACGGUGGGAUAGGUUGGGGCUGAGUGGCCUCCUGCGGAUAAUACUGGCGCCAGAACGAAUGGAGGAUGGUCGGCAGUGCAGCGCAGACGGAGAGCAUUCUCCCACGUCGCCGGCACCACUGUUAGACCGGACGGCGAUCGCUCGGGUGGGGUUGGGGGGAGUGGGGGCUUUCUGCACCUGGUGGUGCGCGGCUGAAAUAAACGCGAGCUUAGGAUGUUAAUAAAAACCGAACAUUGUGUGCAAACA